This is a messenger RNA of Cavenderia fasciculata, 426 nucleotides long. RefSeq lists its product as uncharacterized. Lineage: Eukaryota; Evosea; Eumycetozoa; Acytosteliales; Cavenderiaceae. The transcript is spliced from 2 exons. The record is from RefSeq and is a predicted model, not a curated record. The coding region runs from base 1 to 426 and encodes 141 amino acids.
AUGGCUUUGGUGUGGACUCUUUUAAUGGCCUGGACAAGAUCAAGUCGUAAGAUAUUUUUAGCCUUCUUGACAAGUGGAUCACCAUUGAAUCAAUCCAAUUUCAUUCUAUAUAUUUAUAUAUUGCCAAAAAUUAAAAUUAAAUUUACUUCUCUAAAAAGCUACUUUUCAAAUCAAAUCAAAUCAAAUCUAACCAUCAUCAUGGAUAUCUCACACAUUGAAAACGACCUAAUACAAAUCAUUGCAAGAGUAGCCAACACUCAUGUGGACGAUGUCAAUGUCCCUCUCAUGGCAUACGGACUUGGAGAAGGUUGGUGUAGCGAAAUUUCAAAUGAAGUUGAAAGAAAAUAUGGCAUUAGUAAUCAUAUUAACAACCACUCUACCAUUAGAGUAUUGGCCUACUCUGUCCAAAGUAACAGAACAAAAUAA